Messenger RNA from Colletotrichum phormii, 1032 nucleotides. RefSeq lists its product as uncharacterized. Bases 1 to 1032 code for a protein of 343 amino acids. The transcript has 2 exons. NCBI's taxonomy places the organism in Eukaryota, Fungi, Ascomycota, Sordariomycetes, Glomerellales, Glomerellaceae. The record is from RefSeq and is a predicted model, not a curated record.
AUGGCGUCAACUAUCUCUACUCCAGAACCCAAAGGCGAGCUGGCCCAACCUGAAGCAACGGUGGACCACGGCGAAGCGACAAAACUCAAAGAAAAGCAAGCCCAUUCGGAAAAUCCACCAGCGCGAACUUUUCAUUACGAACUUUCUUACGACCUUCAAUACAAAGUGCUCCGCUCACUCGACUACUCUACCGCAACUUUACUGACAUCCACUAAUCGGUAUUUCCACAAUGUACUUUAUCCAAAGCUAGAGUAUGCGAUUCCCGUCCCCGAACGACUGGAAGGAUGCAAAAAAGUCGACCAAAACACUCGAAGCUCACAGCGAGCACACGCACAGACGUUGCAUAAAUCGCGCCGCUGUUGGACCUGUGCCAUCGAGAACAACUACUACGCGGACCUUCGACCUGUCAAGAAGGAUAGAGUUUUGUACUACCCUUGCCAUGACUGUGGACUUCUUGGCACAGAGUUCAACAGGUGUCGGGGCGAGCACGUAUCCCGCAACGUCGUCAACAGACAGUGCUCCAAAGACAAGCAACUCUCGCCUUUUGAACGUUUUUCCACGGGAAUUCUCCGGCAAACUAUUGGUUACUUGGACUGCCUCGACACCAUACAUCUACACAUGGCUAGUUGCUCGACUAUGCAUCAAGUCAAGCUUGAUUGGGUAGCCAUCCAUAAGCGCUUUGCCUUAGUUUUGACGAAAGAAGCGCCUCUGAUUGAGUUGGUAUACCCAGAGAUUUUCAAACUCAAGGACGAAAGUGCCAGCCCGGUUGCGAGGGAGAUGCCUAGACAGGAACACCCGUACCCUUGCUAUAGCUGCUUCAAGGUCAAGACAGCCGCCAAAUUUUCCAGCAAGACUCUACAGUUUGCGCAGGAAGAGCCGAAUCGCUUCUGGCAGCGCCGGUGCAAAGAUUGCUGCACGCUCGCGGCUGACGACCAGGGGAUAUUGACUCUGUGGCUCCGGCAUCGCCUUUGCUCCGACUGCGGGUUGGUGAGGGUCAGGGGAGAAGCUUGCCUCGGUUGCUCAGAGGCAUAG